Molecule: messenger RNA, 2341 nt
Organism: Sardina pilchardus (European sardine)
Lineage: Eukaryota; Metazoa; Chordata; Actinopteri; Clupeiformes; Clupeidae
Product: transmembrane channel-like protein 6
Exons: 18
Coding region: 72-2126 (684 amino acids)
Cellular component (GO): plasma membrane
Molecular function (GO): mechanosensitive monoatomic ion channel activity
Source: RefSeq, a predicted model, not a curated record
ACAGAGAGGCCGCAGAAAUACAGUACCAAACAGGGGUGUCUGGUUCACAUUGUUUAGGUUUCCAUCUGAAUAUGGAGAUGAGCUCAAGAUUUGCUGAGAUGAUAGAGUUGGACAUGAAAGAUGCAGACUCAGACCCAGAUGAGCUGGUGUUCUUGGGCAACGACAGUGAGAGCUGUGAUCCAGGCCAGCCCUGUGUCCAAAACGCAGAUGCGUGUCUCCCGAUUGAGACCCAAGGCGUCUCACUCGCUGUCCUGUCAGCCAUGCCAAGUUACACCAUCACGAGGCGAAAGGCAGAACUGAAGAGUCUGAAGACUGUGUCCAGAAAGGAGGGUGUGUGUAGGAUUCGAAAUAUGCCCCUGAGUGUGGACGAAAAGAGAUGUCUGCGAAGAGAAAUGCGUCUAGAUGCAGAGGACCCUUCCGCUAGCACAGCCUUUCAGUGCACUUGCCAUCAAUUUGCUCUAAGGAUGGGAAAGCUGCGUAUGCACUUGUCCAAUCUCUUCAGCGUUAAGCCAUGGAGGGGCACACUGAAGCAGGUCGGCGCUCGCUUUGGCACGGUGGUCCUGUCCUAUUUCCUCUUCCUGCGGACCCUCCUGCUCUACAAUGUCAUCAUGGCCCUCCUCGUGGGCAUUUUUGUGGUGCUGCCACAAGCCAUACUGGGCCCAGAUCAGCCUCAACCCCAGAACCAGAACUUCACAGGCCUGGAGCUUCUCACUGGGGAGGGAUACUUCAGCAACUCACUGAUGUUCUACGGCUACUACACCAACAGCAGCCUCAGGCUGGCCAGUAUUGUCUCGAAUUGUACGGAGCCAAUUAAUUUGGGCUACAGCAUCCCCUUGGCCUACAUCCUCAUCAUCAUCAUCUCUUUCUUCGUCACCUGUGUUAUGCUAGUAUACAGUGUUUCAAAGUCUCUGGGUAAGAGCUUGCUGUCUGAGGGGGGCUUGACGACGUGCGUCUUCUGCUCCUGGGAUUUCAAAGUCACCAAGAAAUCAUCCAUCCUCCUGAAGCAAGCCAACAUCAGCACACAGCUAAAGGAACUGAUAUCCGACAGUGUGGCCGAGCGGAGGAAAAGAGAAGGGAUUGUGUGCCAGUGGCUGAAGGGUGGACUAGUAUGGACUGUUUGUCUGGGCAGCACUGGGAUCUGUGUCUUGGGCAUCUACAUGUAUAUUAAAUAUAAGAAACGCCUCCACCUGGAAGAGAAUGUCUUAGGGCUGCCUAUUCUGGUGAGCGCUGUAAAUCGGCUGCUGCCAGGCCUUUUCAGAACCGUAGGCAGUGUGGAAUAUUACCGGUCCCCCAGCUCACGGGCUUAUGUGGCCAUCUCAAGAAACUUGCUGCUGAAGACAAGCAUUCUCACAAUGCUUUUCUUUCACUGGAUGACAGAGUCGGAGAUUGGUUUCAGAAGAAACAAUCGUCAGUGUUGGGAGACCUAUGCUGGGCAAGAGCUGUACCGGUUUAUGGUUGCAGACCUAAUCGUGACCCUGCUGUCCACCAUUUUGGGAGAGUUCUUCUGGAGCCAGUGUGUGCUGGGGAGGAAGAGGAGACAGACGUGGCCUGCGUUUGACAUCGCACAGAAUGUUCUGGACCUUAUCUACGGGCAGACUCUGGCCUGGGCAGGAGUGCUGUUCUCUCCAUUGCUGCCAGCUAUUCAGAUUCUCAAGCUACUUGUACUUUUCUACACAAAAAAGGCAAGUCUACUACGGAACUACCGUCCAUCCCACCAACUGUGGAGAACCAAUCAGAUGAACACAAUCCUCACCACUCUCCUCUGUUUCCCUGCCUUCACUGGGGCUCUUGUGUUUGUGGCCUACGGUAUAUGGAUAGAAAAGCCAGACCACACCUGCGGUCCUUUCCGGUCACUUCCCACAAUGUUUUCACUGGAGGACCAGUGGAAGGAAUUGGAGACGUCCCACGCUAGUUUGGCAUGGCUGUCUGUGGUCUACUCUACACUGAGGAAACCCCUCUACCUCAACAUCAUCUCCACAUUUCUCAUGAUGGUGAUUUAUGGGUAUAGACAAAAAACUGAUGGCCAAAAAAAACUCAUUGCCUUCUUGAAGAUGCAGAUCAGAAAUGAGGGGGAGGAUAAGCAUUUUCUCAUCAGUCAACUGAGGGAGCAGGACCACCAUAAGUGAUGACAAGACAUGACCAAAGGACUACCAGAGACAGAGGGAUAUAGGAACUCAGGAAAUAUUGUUUUUAUUAACAAUGCUUGUGAUUUUAUGUCACAAAUAAUAUAGUAUUAUAUACAAUGUGUGUUGGAUAUACUGUAUGCUGCAACUGUGCCUGCCUGCCUGCCUGCUUUUCUCUCUCUCUCUCCCUCUCUCUCUCUCUCUCUCGCCCUCCCAUA